GAGGCUACGACGGUGCUGGCCAGCAGCACCCUUCAGCCAGGGUACAGAAGCUCCCUGCGCCCACAUGCUCAUGGGGCCCUCUAGGCUCCUAAAAGCCCCUCGACCCCGGGGCAUGAAUUUUCCCUGCCGCAGACCAGGUAUGGGCUGGCCCCAGCCCCCAUUUCCUAAGAUGUUCAAAUGCAGCCGAAGAAGGUACCAGCGGAAGCCCCAAGGCCCACCUGCCACCAUUGCAGCCACCACUCUUGCCGCCAUGAGCGCAGAUAUCAACACCUACACUGCUGCCCCCAGCAUGUGGAUCCUCCCGUCUCGAGUUCUCAGACACUUCUGUCAACCUGGGAGCUUUCUGAUCCUCUAGAAAUGCCCAGAAGCUAGUCCAGGAGCUAGGCUUGCCCUGGGCCUGCGUCUCCUACGUCUCCCACAGGCUGUGGGCAAGGAACAACAGACAAAUACAACCAUUCUGCUCAACUGUCUCACUCCAUCCCCAGGUGUUUCCAGUCGACAAGGAUGUGAGGGCAGGGUUGGGGCUGAGCACUCCCAGCAGGGGUCAGAGUUAGACAGGGGAAGGGCAGGACAACGCGGGCAAUACACAUCCUUGGCUUCAGCUCUCCAUCUGCCUGCCUAUGAGGUAGGGGGCUCUCCCGCCUUACAUUCCCACCUGCACAGGGAGAAGGGUUUCUGUAGACAUCGUGGAAGAUACAGGGAGGCAUGGAUCAGAGCAGGAUAGGGUGAAGGCAGAGCCCUGUGAAGUCUGUGAGGCCUCUGUAUGCCUGCAAUGAUCAAUGUGCAGGGGUACCUGCUGGCGUGUGUGUGUGAAGUGCAUGUAUGACCGGGAGAAUGGGAAUAAAA
Molecule: messenger RNA, 846 nt
Organism: Tupaia belangeri chinensis (Chinese tree shrew)
Lineage: Eukaryota; Metazoa; Chordata; Mammalia; Scandentia; Tupaiidae
Gene: P3R3URF
Product: PIK3R3 upstream open reading frame
Exons: 2
Coding region: 65-355 (96 amino acids)
Source: RefSeq, a predicted model, not a curated record